AUGUCACCUCACCAGCAAGGCAUAGCACAGCAAGCCUGUGAACUCAUGAACCAGGGCAUCUUGGCCCUAGUCAGCUCCAUUGGUUGCACAUCAGCUGGGUCCCUCCAGUCUUUGGCAGAUGCCAUGCAUAUCCCACACCUCUUCAUUCAGCGCUCAACCGCUGGGACCCCAAGAAGUGGCUGUGGUCUCACCCGGAGCAACAGGAAUGAUGACUAUACUCUUUCAGUUCGUCCUCCUGUCUACUUGAAUGAAGUCAUCCUAAGAGUAGUCACAGAGUAUGCAUGGCAGAAAUUCAUCAUCUUCUAUGACAGUGAAUAUGAUAUCCGUGGGAUACAGGAGUUUUUGGACAAAGUAUCCCAGCAGGGAAUGGAUGUUGCCCUUCAAAAGGUGGAAAACAACAUCAAUAAAAUGAUCACCACCCUCUUUGACACCAUGAGGAUAGAGGAGUUGAAUCGCUACCGAGACACUCUUAGGAGAGCCAUCCUUGUUAUGAAUCCUGCCACAGCCAAAUCCUUCAUAAGUGAGGUGGUGGAGACUAAUCUGGUUGCUUUUGACUGUCACUGGAUCAUUAUAAAUGAGGAAAUAAAUGAUGUGGAUGUCCAGGAACUUGUCAGAAGGUCCAUUGGAAGGUUAACAAUCAUUCGGCAGACAUUUCCAGUCCCCCAGAAUAUAAGUCAGCGCUGUUUCCGUGGCAACCAUCGAAUCUCUUCAACACUGUGUGAUCCCAAGGAUCCCUUUGCACAGAAUAUGGAGAUUUCUAACCUUUACAUCUACGACACGGUGCUUCUGCUCGCAAACGCUUUCCAUAAGAAGCUGGAGGACCGCAAGUGGCACAGCAUGGCGAGCUUGUCCUGUAUCAGAAAAAACUCGAAGCCCUGGCAGGGAGGGCGAUCCAUGCUGGAGACCAUCAAGAAGGGUGGAGUUAAUGGAUUGACUGGAGAGCUAGAAUUUGGAGAAAAUGGAGGUAACCCCAAUGUGCACUUCGAAAUUCUUGGAACCAACUACGGAGAAGAACUUGGCAGAGGUGUCCGUAAACUUGGGUGCUGGAAUCCUGUGACGGGUCUGAAUGGGUCACUGACUGACAAGAAACUGGAGAACAACAUGAGAGGCGUGGUUCUUCGUGUGGUGACUGUACUGGAGGAGCCUUUUGUAAUGGUCUCUGAAAAUGUCUUGGGAAAACCGAAGAAAUACCAAGGCUUCUCCAUUGAUGUUUUGGAUGCCCUAUCUAACUACCUGGGUUUUAACUAUGAAAUUUAUGUUGCACCGGACCACAAAUAUGGAAGCCCACAGGAAGAUGGGACUUGGAAUGGAUUGGUAGGAGAACUUGUUUUCAAGAGAGCUGACAUCGGGAUUUCUGCUUUAACUAUUACUCCAGACAGAGAGAAUGUUGUGGAUUUUACAACACGUUACAUGGACUACUCAGUGGGGGUCCUACUUCGAAGGGCAGAAAAGACAGUGGAUAUGUUUGCCUGUCUUGCACCAUUUGAUCUGUCUCUGUGGGCCUGCAUUGCUGGCACAGUCCUUCUUGUGGGACUACUGGUCUACCUCUUGAACUGGCUUAAUCCUCCACGAUUGCAAAUGGGAUCAAUGACAUCUACUACACUCUACAACUCUAUGUGGUUUGUGUAUGGAUCCUUUGUUCAGCAAGGUGGGGAAGUCCCAUACACAACUCUGGCAACCCGAAUGAUGAUGGGGGCAUGGUGGUUAUUUGCUCUGAUUGUCAUCUCCUCAUAUACAGCAAACCUUGCUGCUUUCCUCACUAUCACCCGCAUCGAGAGCUCCAUCCAGUCUCUUCAGGAUCUGUCCAAGCAAACAGAUAUUCCUUACGGCACAGUCUUGGACUCUGCAGUGUAUCAGCAUGUCCGCAUGAAGGGGCUGAAUCCUUUUGAGAGGGACAGCAUGUAUUCCCAGAUGUGGAGAAUGAUCAACCGAAGCAAUGGGUCAGAGAACAAUGUUCUGGAGUCCCAAGCAGGCAUCCAAAAGGUAAAAUAUGGAAACUAUGCUUUUGUAUGGGAUGCAGCUGUAUUGGAAUAUGUGGCUAUCAAUGACCCAGACUGCUCCUUCUACACCGUUGGGAAUACUGUUGCUGACCGGGGGUAUGGGAUUGCACUGCAGCAUGGCAGCCCCUAUCGAGAUGUCUUUUCACAAAGGAUCCUGGAGCUGCAGCAGAGUGGAGACAUGGACAUCCUCAAGCACAAGUGGUGGCCUAAGAAUGGCCAGUGUGACCUGUACUCCUCAGUAGAUGCGAAACAGAAGGGAGGAGCCCUGGACAUCAAGAGCCUGGCAGGCGUGUUCUGUAUUCUGGCCGCGGGGAUCGUGCUCUCCUGUCUCAUAGCGGUGCUGGAGACGUGGUGGAGCCGGAGGAAGGGCUCGCGGGUCCCAUCCAAAGAGGAUGACAAGGAAAUUGACCUGGAGCACCUUCAUAGACGUGUAAAUAGCUUGUGCACAGAUGACGACAGCCCCCAUAAACAGUUUUCCACCUCGUCAAUUGACUUGACCCCUCUGGACAUUGACACUUUGCCAACACGACAAGCCCUGGAGCAGAUCAGUGAUUUCAGAAACACUCACAUCACCACCACCACCUUCAUCCCAGAACAGAUCCAGACUCUUAGCCGCACACUCUCAGCGAAGGCUGCCUCUGGCUUUGCUUUCGGUAGUGUGCCGGAGCACCGAACUGGCCCUUUUAGGCACAGGGCCCCUAACGGGGGCUUUUUCAGGAGUCCUAUCAAAACAAUGUCAUCUAUUCCUUAUCAGCCUACUCCCACCCUGGGGCUCAGUCUGGGCAAUGACCCUGACCGAGGCACGUCCAUAUGAGCAGCAGACAGCUCCACUUAUUCUAGGACUCCCCCAAAGGAGCAACUGUAAUGUGGGACUAACAUGGAUGUGACGUUUUAUUUAAAAGAAAUCAGGAUAAUUAGUAACAAUUCUAGUUCUUUUUCCUCACACCCCUUCCCUGACCUAUUGCUUUUCUCUCUCUCUUUCUCCUUCUCUCUAUCUAUCACCCUCCAUUUUUUUUUCAUUACUCAACUUGUUCCCCAAGAAUAGAGUAUUCUAGGAUCCUAUUAGUCUGCUUUUCAUACACUGUACUUCAAGUAUAGGGAGUGAGCACUGGGUCACUGAGAGGACUCGCAGGGUUGACUUUGCAUACAGGGCUCCCAUGUACCGUUCCUCUGUUUUGAAACUAUAACUGCAAUAACUUCAGUCUUUCUCCAUCUUCAGCUGCAUCCAUAGAAUUCUCCACUGUUGUCAAGCGUCCUUUAACUGUGGACCAAAGGCAACCCCUGCAGUGUCUGUAAAAUGAUUUGAAGACCAUUCAGGCCACGCGCUAUGAGAAUGCAGUUUUGUAGGAUUACAAAAAGCCAUUAAUCUGCCAGUCAAGACUACAGUUAAAAACCCCCUUGCACUGUAGCAGUGCAUGCCACCUUCAUGUGAUUGUACAAUAGUCCAACUUUUUCUUAUGUACAGUAAACCUUACCAUAUGGCAAAGGCCUUUAUUGUGUUGAAUAACUUAGUAUUUCAUAUAUACAUAUAUAUGCACCUAUAUAAUGUGUAUAUAUAUAUAAAUGCAGCCAUUGCUAUUGCAAUUCAUUUAAUAAAGCUUUAGUUUAAAAACCAAGCAUUGUGUACAGGAGCUACGGCAGCGCAGGAGGCCUUUCCCGUUGGAAAGGCGGGUUGCUUUAAUGUCAUUCUGACCUGCGUUGUUUGCCAAGAGACUAUUUUAUAAUUUUGUUAUUAAAAC
This is a messenger RNA of Peromyscus eremicus (cactus mouse), 3739 nucleotides long. RefSeq names its product glutamate ionotropic receptor delta type subunit 2 (gene Grid2). The transcript is spliced from 15 exons. The record is from RefSeq and is a predicted model, not a curated record. Gene Ontology annotation, molecular function: glutamate-gated receptor activity; transmitter-gated monoatomic ion channel activity involved in regulation of postsynaptic membrane potential. Gene Ontology annotation, biological process: modulation of chemical synaptic transmission; monoatomic ion transport; synaptic transmission, glutamatergic. Gene Ontology annotation, cellular component: postsynaptic membrane; plasma membrane. The coding region runs from base 1 to 2814 and encodes 937 amino acids. NCBI's taxonomy places the organism in Eukaryota, Metazoa, Chordata, Mammalia, Rodentia, Cricetidae.